This is a messenger RNA of Phyllopteryx taeniolatus (common seadragon), 6139 nucleotides long. It is a transcript of the gene mst1ra, whose product is annotated as macrophage stimulating 1 receptor a. The record is from RefSeq and is a predicted model, not a curated record. Lineage: Eukaryota; Metazoa; Chordata; Actinopteri; Syngnathiformes; Syngnathidae. The transcript has 22 exons. Gene Ontology annotation, cellular component: membrane; signaling receptor complex. Bases 255 to 4373 code for a protein of 1372 amino acids. Gene Ontology annotation, molecular function: ATP binding; transmembrane receptor protein tyrosine kinase activity; protein binding. Gene Ontology annotation, biological process: cell migration; multicellular organism development; cell surface receptor protein tyrosine kinase signaling pathway.
CGAGCCUGGAGUUGUGUGGCAGCUUGAACUCUGCUCAAACUACACGAAAUUCCAGUCAUCCUCUCAGGAUUUUGUUUGCCUUAGUUAUCUACACAGCGGGUAAAAAUAGAAACUGCGAUGGAGUUUGGCAUGUUGUGGAUGGUUUGUUGUUGACAAGUGCUAUACAGAGCUCCAGUGCUCCUCCGGAAUGGCAUCAAAGUCCAAAGGGGCGUCUUCCGGGUAGCCCACCGACCACGAGGGCCCGUGCCUUAGACAUGCAGGCGUGGGCGGCCGCCUUCCUGACGCUAUGCACGUGGAUACGGGCCGACGUUUCCCCGGGACAGCGCACCUGUCCUCCGGGUCCCCGCAGUCAGGUUGACUUCUCGGUCAAGUACCAGCUGCCCCAUUUCCAAACGGCGCACCCCAUACAGAAUGUGGCGGCCAACCCGUUCACCCCAGAGGUAUUCGUCGGCUCGCGGAACAUAGUGGAGGCGCUGGACGACGAGCUGAGCAAAUUAUGGGAGGUGAAAACAGGGCCGGUGGGGAGUCCGGAAUGUAAAACCUGCCACCUGUGCAACAUUGAAGUCGAUCCCAGCGAUCCGGUGGACACGGACAAUGUGGUGCUGCUCUUGGAUGCGGCGCUGGCUUUCCUGCCCUACCUGUACGUAUGCGGCAGUACGCAACACGGCAUCUGUUUCUUCAUCGACAUCGAGGCCAUGCCGCCAAAGCCUCUGUGUUUGUACAAAGAAAAGCAAAACUCCCCCUCGUACUGCCCGGACUGUCUGGCCAGUCCGCUGGGCACCAAGGUCACCAUUGUGGAACAGGCGGCCACGUCCUACUUCUUCGUGGCGGCCUCUGUUAAUGACAAAGUAGUACAGAAGUUCCCCCGCAGGUCGGUUUCCGUGGUGAGGCCGCUCUCGACCGAAGACGGAUUCCAAAUGGUGAUGGAGGGCCUUACGGUGCUGCCCCACCUGAGGGAGUCGUACAGCGUCGAUUACAUCUACAGCUUCUCCACCCGCGACUUUGUCUAUUUCCUCUCCCUGCAGAGGGAGAACCCCUCCAAGGACGAUUCGGCAUUUCAGACCCGUUUAGGGCGGCUGCCCGUGGGGACUCACGAGGUGUGGACGUACCGGGAGCUGGUGCUGGAGUGCAGGUACGAGCCCAAGAGGCGGCGAAGGGAGCCCUUCAGGGACAUCGUGUACAACGGACUCAUUGCGGCUUACUUCGGCCGUGUGGGAAAGGAUCUGGCUACCGAGCUGUGGGUGGACGAGACCGAGGAAGUCCUCUACGGUGUGUUUGAGCAGGUGAGCGUGGCGGGAGAACCCCAAAAGAACUCGGCCCUGUGCGCCUUCUCCUUGAGCGACGUCAACAGUAAGAUUGACAAAGGCGUCGAAGACUGCUGCAGGUCCGGACAGGAACAAUUAUCCAGAGGAUUGUGUCACUUUCAGACAUGCGAGAACUGCCCACAUGAGUCAGGGAACGACACUUGCACUGAAAAACCCACGCUGGUGUCAAAACCGUACUACAGAAUAGACAUCUUCAACCGGCAAAUGAGGGAUGUCCUCUUCACGUCCAUCCUGGUUACCAUUAAUGGGAGACAGACCCUGGGCCACUUCGGGACUUCGGACGGAAGAAUUCUACAGGUCAUUCUUACAGUGGACACACCCUUCGUUUUUGCCAACUACUCUCUCGGAGACAUGCCAAUAUCAAGGACAGCAACUGUGUACAAUGAUGACUCGCUUCUUUUUGUGGCUAGAAAUCAGUUGUUUAAGGUGCCGACCAUAGGACCGGGCUGUACACAUUUUGUGACGUGCUCCAUGUGUUUGACGGCUCCGCGCUUCAUGAACUGCGGCUGGUGCUCGGGAAUCUGCUCGAGGCAAGAUGAGUGCGCCUCGCUGUGGAAUAAACAUUCUUGUGCGCCAGUCAUAACAGAGUUUUACCCCAAAACGGCGCCAGCUGGUGGGGAAACCGAGCUGACACUUUGCGGCAGAGAGUUUCAAGCUCCUCUGAGACGCCCCAUCAUCAACGGUAUCACCCACACUGUCACUGUGGGCUCAGGGACAUUGUGUACAGUCCUCCCUGACAAAAGUAGAAGCCAAGUGCUCGUAUGCAAGCUGAAGAAGAAAGUGUCAAACCACAAUCUGACAAUCACACUGGAGGUGCACGAGGGGAACGCGAGGGCCGAGUACACCAUCGAAGGCACAGCUCGGGUGUCUGGCUUCUCUAUUGUGGAGCCCGACAUAAUACAAAUUAGACCUGAGCAUGGCCCUGUUUUUGGCGGUACGCUGGUCACACUGACGGGCCACAACCUUGAUUCUGGGAUGCAGAGAGAAGCCUUCAUAGCAGAAAAAAAGUGUCACAUUGAAGGUGUUUCUCUGGAAGGAAGUGGGAAUUGGUCUUCAAUUGUGUGCCUCAGCGCGGCUGCGACAAACGUUGGGAGUGUUCCCGUCAAAGUCGUCAUCGACAACUUCGAAGUCACCACCACUAAGGCAUUCAUCUAUAAGAAAAACCCUGUUAUAACCUCUGUGUAUCCUAACUGCAGUUUGGGCAGUGGCUCCAAGUUGGUGAUCAUGGGUCAGAAUCUUGACUCUGCACACAAAACUGUGCUCCAGUACAUGUCCAAUAUCACCCCAUGGAGCCCCCGAGAACAGGAAUGUAACGGCACUAGGAACGCUACCCAAAUGACGUGCCAGGCCCCCGUGUUUCCAUUUGACAUGUCAGAAGACAGGUCAAACACUGGGCAGCUUUUCAUUCACAUGGACGGCUUGGACGUGUGGCACAGACGUUUUGACUACCACCCAGACGUCAAAGUCAUCCCGUUUGAAAGUGAAGACAACAUGUUGCUCCUUAAACCGGGAGAGACUGAAGUUUCGCUGCACCAUCACAAACUGAACAGAGUGAACUCGUGCAUGAAGAUAAUCAUGGCAAUUGGGGGCAUGGACUGUAACGCCCAAGUUCUCUUGAAUGAGCUGACCUGCAGGAUUCCUAAGAGCCAAGUGAUCCCCAGCGAAGGAUUGCCUGUCAGGGUCUCUGUGAAUGGCGAACCCCACGAUGUGGGCAUUGUCCUCUAUGAGGACGACAAUCACGACUCGGUCAUCGCCGCCAUUGUGCUGGGUGUCAUCUUCGCCUCGGUGGCGGGCGCCGGAAUCGCCCUAGUUGUUAUGAUUCAUUUGAGGAGGAAGAAGCGAGCCAUCAUCGAGAGUCGUUUAAACGCCAGGCUGUCGAUGAACCGCAUGGGCAGCCACGCUGAAAUGUCGCCGACGGGCGACUACAGGCAGGUAGAUUCCAGCCAAAUGUCCGCAUCGGGAGGAAUGGCCUUUCAAGGUCUGCUGUAUGCCGCCAGCUACGACCACCUCGUCGUUCCGCUGAUUCAGCGGAACAGCGUCUCAAUGAUCAGCCUCAGCUCGGACCUGCUCGACGAGGUCAAAGAUGUCCUCAUCCCUGCUGAGAUGCUCAGAAUUGAAGAUAGUCAGAGCAUUGGCAAAGGUCACUUUGGGACUGUGUAUCAUGGAUAUCUGAAGGACAGCAAUAAGCAAGAGAUCCACUGUGCUGUUAAAUCACUGAAUCGGAUCACAGAUUUAAAGGAAGUGGACCAGUUUCUCAGAGAGGGAAUCAUUAUGAAGGGCUUCCACCAUCCCAACAUUCUGUCUCUGCUUGGCAUCAUGCUGCCCAAAGAAGGGCUGCCCCUGGUGGUGCUGCCUUACAUGAAGCACGGCGACGUGCGGCAUUUUAUCCGCUCGCCGGAGAGGAAUCCAACAGUAAAAGACCUCAUAGGCUUUGGACUGCAGGUUGCCAAGGGGAUGCAGUAUUUAGCACAGAAGAAAUUUGUGCAUAGAGACCUGGCAGCACGCAACUGCAUGCUUGAUGAGACCUUCACCGUGAAGGUGGCAGACUUCGGGAUGGCACGUGAUAUUUACGACAAGGAGUACUACAGUAUUCAAGACCACCAGAGGGCAAAGUUACCCGUCAAGUGGAUGGCCAUCGAAAGCUUGCAGACACAGAAGUUCACCACCAAGUCGGACGUGUGGUCCUAUGGCGUGUUGUUGUGGGAGCUGGUGACCAGAGGGGCCAGUCCAUACCCAGAAGUGGACCCCUAUGACAUCACGCACUAUUUACUAAGGGGCCGUCGGCUACCUCAGCCACAGUAUUGCCCCAAUACUCUCUAUUCCAUCAUGCUGGCAUGUUGGGACCCGGAGCCUGAACGUAGACCGACGUUCCUCAGCUUGGUCGCCGAUGUGCAGCACAUCCUGUCCUGUCUCACUGGAGAGCACUACAUUAACCUGAAGGUCAACUACGUCAAUUUAGACCAAGCCAGGGCGUACCCCUCACUGACUGCAUCCGCGGAUGAGGCCGAGGGCUCGGAGUCAGACACAAGCGGCCAAGAUGGCAGCUGAGGACCACUAAAAAUGAUAAGAACACACGAUCCAGCUCUUCAGGAUUCCAGAGAGAGACUUACUGGAAGUUCUUUUAUUUAUCAUGUAUUGUCUGGAUUAGGAGACACUGUAUGUACUGCGUGACUAAGGCUGGAUUUACACCGUGUGGUUCAAGAGACACAAUUGCAAUUUUUUUGCUGGCACAUUUGGGAAAUGCGUCAUGGCAAUGUACUGUAAAUAAACAAAGUGGAUAAAAAUGUGGAUACGCACCGUAUCAGAUACAAGUGCAGUGUAAUUGCACAGAUUGGCUAUACCCCGAAGCAAGCGCAGCAUCGACUUGCAGAUCGGAUACGCCCCGUCAACGUGUGUUCAGCAUAAGGGCAAGUGUGGCAUAAACGCACACACAAAAAAAACAUAGAACCUGAAAUAACGAUGGUGGCGUCUUACAAAUUUACUUACUCAUUGUGGAAUCUGGUCCUGUUUCGUUAAGCUGCACUAACUAUAUUCCCAAAAGUAUUCGCUCCCCUGCCUUGGCUCACACAUUAAUUUAAGUGACAUCCCAUUCCUAAUCCAUAGGGUUCAACAUCAUUCCACCCUUUGCCGCUAUAACAUCUUAAACUAUUCUGGGAAGGCUGUCCCACAAAGUUGGGAGCGUGGACUUUUCCAAAUUCUCUUGGUACGCUGAAACCAUUCCGAGUUCCUUUCACUGGAACUAAGGGGCUAAGCCCGGCUCCUGAAAAGCAACCCCGCAAAAAUUACACUUGGCACAAUGCAGUCAGACAAGUACCGUUCUCCUGGCAACCACCAAACCCAGGCUCGUCCAUCAGAUUGCCAGAUGGACAAGCGUGAUUCGUCACUCCAGAAAACGCAUCUCCACUGCUCUGGAGUCCAGUGGAGGCGUGCUUUAUACCACGACAUCCGACGCUUUGCAUUGCACUCGGUGAUGUAUGGCUUGGAUGGAGCUGCGCAGCCAUGGAAACUCAUUCGAUGAAGGUCUCUGCGCACUGUUCUUGAGCUAAUCUGAAGGCCACAUGAAGUUUGGAGGCCUGUCGCGAUUGACUCAGCAGAAAGUUGGCAACCUCUUCGCAUUCUGUCCCUCAGCUUCCGCUGACCCCGCUCCGUCAGUUUACGUGGCCUACCACUUCGUGGCUUAGUUGCCGCCAUUCCCAAACGUUUCUCCGUUCUUACAAUACAGCUGACAGUCGACUGUGGAAUAUUUAGGAGCGAGGAAAUUUCACGACUGGACCUGUGCUACAGGUAGCAUCCUAUCACAGUUCCGCACUAGAAUUCACUGAGUUCCUCACAAAUACUUGCACGUGUAUGUAUCACUUGAAAUGUACAUGGAAAUAAAUGUGCACAAAUUGCCAAUUGGGCGCUUGGACCUGCAGUAUACAGUAAAUCCAGCCUAUGAUUGGUGGGAUCUUGUUACAACAAAUGAUCUUGAGCAAAACAGAGCUUGAAAUAAAAAAAAUGAAAAGAAGAUGUGAAAUACAAGUAAGGCCAAAUGAAUGUAAACUUUAGUCUCCGGGUAGACUUAUUCAGUCAUGUAAAGUACUUCGGCAUUAAGCGAAUGCUAACUCAGGGGACAACUUUUGUGGAUGUAAUUCAUCAUUUCUCUGAAUAUGGAUCAUGUGAAAGCAGUGCACUGGAUGAAGACAAACUAGUUGUAGUAGUGUGCCUUAUGCAUUAGCAGGGGUUCUCAAACUGGGAUCCCGGGACCCCAGGUGUUUGCAAGCUGUAGCUUUGGGGUCCACAAAAUAAUUUGCAAUAAAUUAUGUGAUAUCAUU